UAGAAGUUUUGUAUUGGUGGUGUUUUAAUAUUUUACAGAAAAUGAAAUAUGUACAUAUUGAUUAGAAAAAUAUAACAAGCAAAACUUCCUGCUAACCCCAAACGUUCUGUCUUUGUAAUCAAGAUGUGUAGUGAUGAUACUUGAACUCUGUACUUAGUGUUUGUCUGAUUCUUAAAACGUCCCUGGGGAUGGAGUUUGAUGUAUCCUUUGUAUUUAAACCAAAAUGAAUUGAUUCGUGUCGGAAUGUAUGUGAUAUAAUGCAAUGGUUAGAGCUCAUCACUGUAGCACUGAGAGAGGAGUAGAGCUUCACGAGAGAAAAGGAUACUUUCUGAUUUGUUUUGCACAGGUAUGUGUGAUGAAGAGUUGUUUGGUGUGUCCCCUUAUUGUAGUGCCUUAAAUGAUGAUGUAGUGUGAAUAGAGUUUACAGUGAGCUUGCCUUAUGAGGGACCAGCAAGCCCCCGUCGAAUUGAAGCAAUUCACUACGCUUCCCACAGCAAGAACAGCAGUCUGUUGCAUAGGUGCAUUGUUCUCAGUUUUAAUGCUGUCAUAAAAAGCAACAUUUUUGUUGGAGUGAAGCGAUGUUCCCUUACAGCUGUUCCUGGAAAUGGCACAUGUCCUGUUAGCUGUCUGUCGGUGCAUUUCGAAUAGGGUAGUGCUGGGAAUGCAUUGGAAUGUUUAGUCUCAUAUUGCAGAAGUGAUUAAAUACGUGCAAUCACUUUUUAUUAGAUUAGUAUGGCGUUACCUUCCCCCACGUUAAUAGUAGACAUUUCCUGUAAAGUAUUGCUAGCUUGGUGAUAGGAUAUUUAUACCAAAGAGAGCCUGCUGUAAAGCACAUAAUACCAUUAAGAAGUUUUCUAAUGCUGCUGCUAAUGUGGAGUUGUUGGGAAGGUGUCAGCUGUAUGCUAGUUAGUGUGCAGAGGAAAUACAACCAUGCUUUGUUUCCUUGGGUCCCUCGUGCCAGGAAUUAUUGCUCAUCUCCAGUACACAGACCAGGACUGGCCGGGUGGCAGCCAGGCUGGCUCGGGCAGCAGAGUUACGCAGCAAUAAGAGGUUUUGGUAACCUUGAAUCCCAGUUCUAGCCCGUCCCAGUGGAAGAUGGUCCGGUUCUCUGAUGUGAGAAGUGCAAAAUUAACUUCUGAAAUUCCAUGUAUUUGAUAGAAGGAAGUCUGGGCUGAGCUGACGUUGAGGUUUGGUGCCUCUUUCAGCAGAGGGCUGAAGGACUUCGGAACUGGACGGUAGCAUUAGUGAUGUUGUUGUUUGGUGUGUUUGUGGUCAGAGCACUUCUGUAGCUGUGAGGAUACCCAAUGGAUUGUGCUGUUUUACAUCAUGGGUGUAAACAACGCUCUUUGUUGCUGUAAGCACUUUCUUGUUUCCAUAUUACGUUGCUUGUUUGCAGUACUUCCCUUCAGAUACCUCCUGGGUACAGAGUUGUGCCUUUCCAUCAAAGGCAAAACAAGUUCCAGUUCCCGUGUCUCAGAAAACCUUAUGUCUUGUACAUAAAUAGGCAAUGUUAUGUACGAGGUCCAAAUUGGAAGUAAAUAAAUAUAUAAAUAAACACCAGCAGCAAAAUGUGCUGGGAAUUUGGGUGAGACCCUCCCAACCCCCCCAGAAAGUAGAUGAAAAUGACCAUUAAAACGAAUGUAUUCACAGAGCACGGUAACACCUCUUGCACUGUCCGUGUUUCCAAAAGCAUUGGAACAAAGAGGACGAGAUGGGAAUGAGAUUAGAAGGAUGAAACCUGCUCUGUUACGACAGGUCUCUUUCCCUGAGGCUCCUCUUGUGACAGACACACAGUGUGAGGCAGAUGGACGGAGCUGCUCCUGCAGCUUCCCAUCCCGGUGUGCUGCUCUGAGCCCAGGAAGGAGCUGCAUCCCUCCUGCCCACGCACACCCAGCUUUCCCAUUCGUUUCAAUAACCAGCUGUCCUCAUUUCAGAGCUGCUACACAGAUUCCGCAAAUCAAUGCUCUCCGGAUCGAAAUUGGAGUCCUUUUGAAAUUUCUUUUAAACCCAUUUUGGGAUUCACCAUUGGAAUUUUGGGUAACCCACCCGGAUCCCUCUGUGAUCCACGAACUGAAAUCAGAGUUGUUCCUAUGGGCAAUCUGCACUCACAGCUGUGACAGCCACUGCAGAGGCAACUCCUGAGCCUCCCUGCUUAGCACCUAAUUGAUGGGAUGCAGUAAUUAACCUCUGACUCAGCGAUUUCUUUUAGUACAUUAAACUAAAUUGCUUCUAAAUGACAGGAUUGGCACAGCCCUGCUUUCUUUUAUUUAAAGUUCUGAAUGGUGCCGCAUGUCCACAUGGUUGUUUGUUGCUAAACUUUAUAUAAAUGUGUGAUUUCAGAUUCAGCUUGGAAUAUAUCUAUCUCACUACAUGUAGCAGUACAUUAUAUGUAACGUUAGUAUUUCUGCUUGGAUCCUUGAUAUUGCAAUGGAAUUCCUACUUUACUAAAUGUAUUUGAUAUGCUAGUUACUGUGUACAAUUUACCUUUCUUUUCUGGUUGUGCUCUUCCUUUUUACAAGCCGGUAGGUGCAGGUAGUUCCUGACAUUACUGAUCUAUGUUUGUAUUGCUGAUGUACUUAGGGGGUAUGUAAAAAUCAUUUUAACAAAAGAAAUAGCUAUUUAAAAAUUUAAUACUAACUAUAUGGGAGAAGGGUCCAUUGUGAAAACAUAGUUUAUCUUUGGAUUCAAUGUUUGUCUUUGGUUUUACAAAGUAGCUUGUAUUUUAAGUAUUUUCUACAUAAUAUGGUAAAGAUGUAGAACAAUUGCAAUGCAUCAAUAAAAAGGGUUAAUUUUCUGUACUCGAUCCCUGGGGUCUCUCGGUCUCUCGGAGGGUCGGGGCUGCGGAGCCGCCGGAGUUAAAGCGCACUGGAAGCUCCCGGGGCCGCCUCUCGUCCCAUCUGGAUUCAAUCAGGGCCGCCAGCAUUCCUGAGCGCUGAGCUGCUUCCGCGCUGCCGCACUCCGGCGGCCAUGGGGCCCUGGCGCUGCCUGCUCCUCCUGCCGCUCCUCGCCGCGGCACAGCAGCAGCAGUUCAUGGAGUACGUGGAGCGGCGGCUGGUGAUGCUGGAGGAGAGGAUCGCGCAGUGGCACGAUCAGAGCAGCCGGUACUCCACGGAGCUGCGGGACUUCAAGAACCAGGUGCUGGGCAUGCUGGAGACGGCGGAGAAGGAACGCGAGGCUCUGCGGACCGAGGCGGAGAGCGCGGCGGCGCGGGUGGACCGCCUGGAGCGAGAGGUGGAUUACCUGGAAACGCAGAACCCCGCACCGCCCUGCGUGGAGGUGGACGAAGUGCUGACGGAGAAGCAGGCGGCCACGGCCAAGCAGAGGAAGAACGAGAAGUACAGCAAAGUGACGGACUGCAGUGACACCAUUGCAAGUGUCAGAGCCAUGAAGAUCCUGAAGCGUUUCGGCAGCGCUGUGGGGCUCUGGACCAAAGAUGCUGCAGGGAACUCCGAGAAGAUUUACGUCUUCGAUGGCAGCGCCAACGACACGGUGUUCGUCUUCCCCCGCAUGCGGGAGUUCACGCUCUUCUCGGCCACGCGCCGCGCAGCCCGCAUCAAGCUGCCCUACCCCUGGCUGGGCACCGGGCACCUGGUCUAUGGAGGAUACCUCUACUACAUCCGCCAGCAGGGCCCCUUCCAGGUGAUCAAGUUUGACCUGGCCAACAAGACGGUGGUGGACAGCUCGGUGUUCCCGGCAGAGGAGCAGAUCCCCGUCUUCGGGCUCUCCCCCUUCACCUACAUCGAGCUGGCGGCGGAUGAAGAAGGGCUGUGGGCCAUCUACGCCACCAAGGAAAACGAGAAGAACAUCUGCCUGGCUAAGCUGGACCCCGACUCGCUGGACAUCGAGCAGAUGUGGGACACGCCGUGCCCGCGGGAGAACGCCGAGGGCGCCUUCGUGGUGUGCGGGGCUCUGCACGUGGCCUACAACACCCGCCUGCCCAGCCGCUCCCGCGUGCAGUGCGUCUUCGACGUCAGCGGGACGCUGCCCCCCGAGGAGGCUUCCCUCGUGUACUUCCCCAAACGCUACGGCUCCCAUUCCAGCAUGAAGUACAGCCCCCGCGAGAGGCAGAUCUACGCCUGGGACGACGGCUACCAGAUCAUCUACCGCAUGGAGAUGAAGAAGAAGCUGGAGGUCUGAAGGGCCACUGCAAAAGCCUGGACUGAUGAAAUGAGGUUUUCUAUUCUGUGAUGCAAUGAAUAAAUGCUAUGCAGCA
Messenger RNA from Phasianus colchicus (ring-necked pheasant), 4213 nucleotides. RefSeq names its product olfactomedin like 3 (gene OLFML3). Lineage: Eukaryota; Metazoa; Chordata; Aves; Galliformes; Phasianidae. The record is from RefSeq and is a predicted model, not a curated record. Gene Ontology annotation, biological process: signal transduction.